This is a messenger RNA of Guillardia theta CCMP2712, 2359 nucleotides long. RefSeq lists its product as hypothetical. Gene Ontology annotation, biological process: actin filament bundle assembly; actin filament network formation. Gene Ontology annotation, molecular function: actin filament binding. The transcript is spliced from 13 exons. The coding region runs from base 5 to 2299 and encodes 764 amino acids. The record is from RefSeq and is a predicted model, not a curated record. NCBI's taxonomy places the organism in Eukaryota, Cryptophyceae, Pyrenomonadales, Geminigeraceae. Gene Ontology annotation, cellular component: actin filament bundle; cytoplasm; actin filament.
CAGGAUGUCUGAUGACGAGUGGGAAACGGAUCCUGAUUUCGUCAACAAUCAAUCUGAGGAGGAACAAAGAUGGGGCAAGUCAAGAGAUGGCGUGCAAAAGGUGGACAUGAAUUCCCUCAAGGAAGACGUGAUGAAUGCCGAGAAAGAAAAGGCGAAGGCUAAGAGCGGAUUUCAACGUGGCUACGGAGGCGAAUAUGGACUGGAGUCCUCUGGCGAUCAGACCACGGCAGCAAAGCCAGGAAAGAAAGUUUGGCAACCGAAGAACAGCUUCGACGACAAGAUGGCCUCGCAGCUCGACAAGACGAACAAGUCGCUCGGGGAACCCAACGACACUUCGUCGGCUCCAGCUCAUCCUUUGGCAUCGAGCACCCAGCAUGUACAAACCACCUCCAGUCCGAACGAGCCCGCAAAGGCUGAAUCUCCUCCCCCGCCCGCAAAAGCUGCUUCUCCCCCACCCCCCUCGAGCAGGCCGACUCCCCCACUCCCCAGCAAGGAGCAAACCAAGGCGGCGGCUCCCCCAGAGCCCAGCACCCCCCCUCCUGCAGUGGCCCCCAAGCCUCCUGCGAAGACUCCUCCCCCCAAACCUCCAGGUCCUCCUCCUUCUCAGGCUCCAGCGAGCCCAGGAAAGCCUAUCUCCCAGGAUGAGAAGACAGUCGAGGAGGGGAACCGGUUUUCUGCAGACCUGCGCGCGAAGGGUCUGGAGGCGAUCUCCACUGCAGACUCAAACUUGACCAGGAGAGAUGGUGAAGCUUUCGGGGCAUAUCACUCUUACGGUCAGGAGAAGGUCGAGGCAUUCACGGAGUACAUCAACUACACGCUGCAGUCAGAUGCAGACCUUUCAGGUGUGCUCCCGAUCGAUCCGGUCUCAGGAGAUCUCUUCAAGGUGAUUGCCGACGGCGUCCUGUUGUGCAAGCUCCUCAACAAGACUCAGCCUGGGAUUGUUUUCGAGAAGGCCAUCAACCUCAAGAUCAAGUCAGUGCACCACAAGGUGGAGAAUCAGAACUUGGCGAUCAACUCAGCCAGAGCGAUCGGUUGCAACGUCAUCAACAUCGGAGCACAAGACCUGAUCGACGGCCGACCGCACCUUGUCCUUGGGCUCCUUUGGCAGAUCAUCAAGAUUCUCCUCUUGAAACGAGUCUCCCUCAAGGAGCAUCCUGAACUCGUCCUCCUCCUCAAGCCUGGCGAGGACCUGGCGACGCUGCUGAAGCUGCCCAAGGAAGAGCUGCUGGUGCGAUGGGUCAACUUUCACCUGGUGAAUGCGGGGUGCGAGAAGAGACUUUCCAACUUCAGCAGCGACGUGAAGGACUCUACCAUCUACAUCUACCUCAUGUCUCGCAUCUGCCCCGAGCACUGUGACCUCAGCCCACUCCAGGAAAAGGACGAGAGAAGAAGAGCGCAGAAAGUGUUGGAUAACGCGGCCAAGAUCGGGUGUAAGACAACCUUUGUGAAGGCAAACGACAUCGUUGCUGGCAACAAGGACCUCAACUUUGCUUUCACCGCCCUCCUCUUCAACGAACAUCCUGCGCUCUAUGUGGACGACACGAGCAACCAAGUGGAGGUCGCAACGCUGUUGGAGGACGAUAACGCAGAGUGCACGAGGGAGGAGCGCGUGUUUCAGAACUGGAUGAACAGCCUGGGAAUCGACGCGCAAGUGCACAGGCUGCUGGAGGACUGCAAGACGGCAGAGCCGCUGCUACAGGUGAUGGAGAAGCUUAACCCGACGGUGGUCAACUGGAAGAUGGUCAACAAGAACCCGCGCGUGCAGAUCAAGACGAUCGAGAAUUGCAACUACAUGGUGGAAUGCGCCAAGGCCCUCGGCCUUCACACGGUCAACAUAGGGGGUAAGGAUAUUCACGAUGGCAACGCGAAGCUCGUCCUCGGCCUCGUGUGGCAGCUGAUGCGGCAUGACACCAUGUCGCUACUCGAGCGACUGGGAGGAAGCUCGAAGCUCUCCGACUCUGACCUGGUCCAAUGGGCCAACGACAGAGUGCAAGCUCACUUCAACAGCUCCUCGCGCAAGGUAUCAAGCUUGAGCGACCCCUCCAUCGCUACCUCGCUCUUCCUCCUCCAACUCUGCGAGUCAGUAACUCCAGGACUUGUCGACUGGGACAUCGUCACCGAAGGAUCGACAGACGAGGAUCGCGAGCACAACGCUAAGUACGUUCUUAGUGUAGCGAGGAAGAUGGGGUGCGGGAUCUUUCUCCUGUGGGAGGACGUCGUCGAGGUGAAGCCCAAGAUGCUCAUGACUUUCCUCGGGUCUGUCAUGGCAGUCCAGCGUCAGAAAGCUGCGCCAUCAUGAGAGCACGGCCGGGCGUUGUACUAAGCUUAAGAGUGUUGAAGUUAAAACUUGAAUCACGAC